AUGAGUGGAAGACCCAGGUCGAGGUGGAGCGCCUGGCUCUUCAGGGCUCCUUCUGAGGAAGCCAGCAGCAGCCCAGGCAGGAGCACUGUGCUCUCCGAGCAGGAAAACCCUGACGCCAGCGGGUACGUACCUGCAGGGGGGAUUCGGUUAACUCGAUCAUGGAAGACUGUCACGAGUGUGGUGUUUAUACUGACAUUUCUUCUUCUAGGAUUUAGAAACCACAUGAGGCUUAAAGAAAAAGAGUUUCCUCAAAAAUCCAGACAAUUUUAUGCUGUAAUUGCAGAAUAUGGUUCACAGCUUUACAAUUACCAGGCCAGGCUUCGAAUGCCGAAAGAGCAACUGGAACUUUUAAAGAAGGAAAGCCAGACUUUGGAAAACAACUUACGUGAAAUUCUAUUUUUAAUUGAAGAAAUAGAUGUUCUGAAGGCCUUACUUAGAGAUAUACGGGAUGGUCUGCACAGUUACAGCUGGACUGCAGAUGGAGACUCCGCUGAAGGCUGGGACCACACUGAAGUUGUGGACGAGGAAAUGUCAAACUUGGUAAAUUAUGUACUUAAAAAGUUGAGAGGAGAUCAAGUCCAGAUGGCCGAUUACGCCCUUAAGUCUGCAGGAGCCUCUGUUCUUGAAGCUGGGACCUCAGAAAGUUACAAAAAUAAUAAAACAAAACUCUACUGGCAUGGGAUUGGGUUCUUAAAUUAUGAAAUGCCUCCAGAUAUCAUUCUCCAGCCGGAUGUCCACCCUGGGAAGUGCUGGGCCUUUCCAGGUUCCCAGGGUCAUGCCCUAAUCAAGCUUGCCAGGAAGAUCAUACCAACUGCUGUCACCAUGGAGCACAUCGCAGAGAAGGUGUCUCCCUCAGGAAACAUCUCCAGCGCACCCAAGGAAUUUUCUGUCUAUGGCGUCUCGAAACAAUGUGAAGGAGAAGAAAUUUUCCUAGGUCAGUUUAUAUAUAAUAAAACAGGAACCACCGUUCAAACAUUCGCGCUCCAGCAUGAAGUUUCUGAAUUCUUAUUAUGUAUGAAACUUAAAAUCCUUAGCAAUUGGGGACACCCGAAGUAUACUUGUUUAUAUAGAUUCAGGGUUCAUGGCACCCCAAGAGAUGACACCUAG
This is a messenger RNA of Lagenorhynchus albirostris (white-beaked dolphin), 1107 nucleotides long. RefSeq names its product Sad1 and UNC84 domain containing 3 (gene SUN3). NCBI's taxonomy places the organism in Eukaryota, Metazoa, Chordata, Mammalia, Artiodactyla, Delphinidae. The record is from RefSeq and is a predicted model, not a curated record. Gene Ontology annotation, biological process: nuclear envelope organization. Gene Ontology annotation, molecular function: protein-membrane adaptor activity. Gene Ontology annotation, cellular component: meiotic nuclear membrane microtubule tethering complex; nuclear envelope. The coding region runs from base 1 to 1107 and encodes 368 amino acids. The transcript has 10 exons.